Messenger RNA from Dendrobium catenatum, 2110 nucleotides. RefSeq names its product dentin sialophosphoprotein. The transcript is spliced from 2 exons. NCBI's taxonomy places the organism in Eukaryota, Viridiplantae, Streptophyta, Magnoliopsida, Asparagales, Orchidaceae. The record is from RefSeq and is a predicted model, not a curated record. The coding region runs from base 149 to 1804 and encodes 551 amino acids.
UAUAAAUAAGGCAAAAAGAGCCUUUUUGUUGCCUCUCAAAAAUCUCUUUCAUCUCCUCGUGAACCAUUCCUCCUCUUUCUAAACUCCGAUCUCUGAUUCCGAGCGCUCCUCCCAAUCUUUCAUAUAUAGAAUUGUUAAAAGAACUGCAAUGUUUCACCAUUCAAGCAAUCGUAAUCACAGGCCCAAAGGCUCCAAUGUGAAAAAGAUACUUCAAGUGGUUGUGCUUCUUGCUGUUGCUUGUUGGCUAUUAUACCAAGUCAAGCAUUCUCGUGAUAAAAAAACCGAAUAUGUUGGAAAUGAUGAAAAAAAGCUUAGCAAGGGAGCUGAAGAAAUCUAUCUUGGCCGUAAAGGUGAUGCUGGUUCUGAAAAUGUUAUCAUCAUAGACACUAAUGGUCAGGGUUCUGAUGAAAGCACUGAAAUCAAACAAGAUGAAAUUCAGCAUAAUUCUUCGCAUUUAAAUAGUGAUGAUAAGUCUAAUGAGAUUCCUCAGAAUCAUGAACAUGAGGAUUCUAAGCAAAGUAAUAUGAAUAAUGGUGAGAAAGAAAGUACACAGGAGGAACAUGUUGAUUCUCAUGCUAAUGAUGGAGAGGAAAUUUUGCACUUGCCCAGUGAGAGGGAGAAGUCUUCGGACCAAAAUGACAGUACUGAUGGAGGCAGCACGCAUGAAGAAAAUGAUCAUUUAAAGAAAAAUGGAGUAAGUGGAGAGGUCAAAAGUGAUUGGAUUGUUGGUGAUAAAGUUGAGUCAACAAUGACUGGUGAGGAGACCACUUCAAUCUCUGGUGAUCAAACUGUAAGCAGUGAGAAUGUUGGAAAGGAGAACGAACAAAAAAAUGGUGAAGCUAGUAAUCAAGAGGUGGUAUCAAUGGAUGAUGAAACUAACAAGGGGGAGGAGCUUGGCUCUGAUGAUGAAAAUAUCAAGUCUCUUUCUAAGGCUUCUGAUGAUAAUAAGAUUGAUCAAGCUGAUAUUGGUGAAAGAUUUGACGAUGAGCAUGUUAGUUCACAUGCAGGGGAUUCAGUAGAAUUUAACAUUGAUACUUCUCUCCAGAAUGGCAAUGAGGCUUCUAAAGAGAAAGAGAUUGAAACUAAAUUGGAAAAAGCUGCUGAAGUUGAAAACACUGAUAACAACUCUUCAGGAGAAAUUAAGAUCGAUGGUGAAUCUGAAAAAGAGAUUGAAAAUUCAUCCUCCAAUACAGAAGUACAAAACUCUAAUGAUGCUUCGAGUAAUGUUUCUGUUGAAUACCAAUCAGAUAAAACUUCUGAUACUGAGGGAACCACAAAUGUAGAUAAUGGACAAGAAACUUCAUCAGAAGCUAAUAAUAACGAGAUUGUGGAACUGCAAACAAACAAUGAGGAUGCUAAGGUGGAAACUGAUUCUGAAAGAAGGGAUGCUGGUGAGGCUGGAAAUUUUGAAAAUAAUUCCGUUGAAUCUAUUGAAGAAAUUGAGAAAUCAUCUGAAGGCACUGAGCAAAGCGGUUCAGAUAAUGGAAAAUCUGAUGAUGUGACUGGUUCUGAUCCAGGCAAUGAAAUAUCAGGAACUGGUCAUGAAGAUCAUAUAGCUCAUAAAGAAGAAGGAAAGAAUGACGUUGCAUCAAGUGAUGAAGCCAUAACUUCAGAUGAUUCAACUAACGAAAUUUCAGCCGGAGAAGCUGUUCAAACUGAAGGAGGCAAUAUCUCUGAGGCUGAGAGCAUCAAUCAUGGCAACACCGAAACAGUGAAAACCGUUCAAAGUUCUGACGUAGAGACUAAACAAGAGAACACAAACUCAAGCGCAGAGGGAGAGGCUUCAGAAGAAAAGGUAGUUUAGUAGGAUAGUGGAAGAAUGCAGUGCCAUUCGAAGCUUUGAAGCUGUAUAGUCCGUUUUGUUUCCAUCUCCUUUAAUGUGUUGUGAAGUACUAUGGAUUUUUCCUUCUAUUAGUCUACUAUUCUUCCUGCUUCCAACAAAUGCUUCAAAAAUUAUCAUUAGAAUUUAGCUUUAAUGUACUUCCUUUAUGAAAUUUCUCCCUUUUAUUGCUUUGAGAGGUGUGUAUAUUAGCUGACAGUAAGCCCCUACAGUUCCAUGCUUGCUGCUGCAUGGGAAUGAUAAUAAAAUCCCUGAGAUUAUUUUGUUUAA